Messenger RNA from Hypanus sabinus (Atlantic stingray), 5736 nucleotides. It is a transcript of the gene piwil1, whose product is annotated as piwi-like RNA-mediated gene silencing 1. Gene Ontology annotation, cellular component: P granule. The transcript is spliced from 21 exons. Gene Ontology annotation, biological process: regulatory ncRNA-mediated gene silencing. Bases 123 to 2699 code for a protein of 858 amino acids. The record is from RefSeq and is a predicted model, not a curated record. Gene Ontology annotation, molecular function: piRNA binding; protein binding. NCBI's taxonomy places the organism in Eukaryota, Metazoa, Chordata, Chondrichthyes, Myliobatiformes, Dasyatidae.
GCCUGAGCACGCGCCGAGCUCCACGGGGCAGUUUCGAGAAGGGAUUCGUUCCGACUACCUGGGCGACGCGUAGCUCCGGUAACUAUUAGGAAGUUCGAAUUUGUAUGCACAUGUAAAACACAAUGAGUGGAAGAGCCCGUUCGCGAGCCCGUGGCAGGGAUCGCUUCCCUGAAUUAAGUUCACACCCUCUUGCCCCAGUGCCGGCACCUUCUGCACUCGUUCCCUCAACUUCAAUCAGCGAAGUGAAGCCUGAACUCCUCGGUCGUGGUCGACAGCGAGGGCAGCCUGGAGGACCCGGGUCCAAAGAUGUUGAGGUGAUAUCUGCUGGAUUUAAAGAAAUGUCUUUAAUGGAAAGAGGUGGUCGGCGGCGAGAUUUUCACGACCUUGGAGUUAACACUAGAAUGGCUAUGGAACAUGUCAAGGAUUCCAAAGCAGGUGUUACUGGGAGCGUGAUACGUCUGAUAACAAACUACAUUCGUCUAAAUUCUCGCCCCCAGUGGGUUCUAUAUCAAUACCAUGUGGAUUAUAACCCUGAGAUGGAGUCACGGCGUCUGCGAACUGUACUGUUGUUUAUGCAUGACAAAAUUCUUGGCAGAACUCGUGUUUUUGAUGGUACUCUAUUAUUCCUUCCUAAAAGACUGGAAUCAAAAGUCACUGAACUAUUCAGCCAAACACGUGAUGGUAAAAAUGUCAAGGUAACGAUUACCUUGACCAGUGAAUUACCCCCAACCUCUCCAACAUGCCUUCAGUUUUAUAACAUUGUGUUCAGGAGACUUUUAAAGAUAAUGUCCUUGCAGCAAAUUGGUCGAAAUUACUACAAUCCUAAGGAUCCGAUCAUGAUUCCACAGCACAGAAUCAUGGUUUGGCCAGGAUACACCACUUCGAUUCUGCAGUACGAGAACAGUGUUAUGCUCUGUUUAGAUGUUAGUCACAAGGUUCUGCGCAGUGAAACUGUACAUGAUAUCAUGCAUCAGCUAUAUUCACAGUUUGGUGAGCGUCACUUUCAGGAGGCAUGCUGCAAAGAACUGGUUGGAGUCAUAGUUCUAACAAGGUACAAUAACAAGACUUACCGAAUUGAUGACAUUGAUUGGGUUCAGAGUCCCAGGAGCACAUUUAGAAAGAUGGAUGGAACUCAAAUCAGCUACAUUGAUUACUACAAAGAGCAAUACAGCCUGGAUAUCGUUGAUGUGGAUCAGCCAGUGCUUGUUAGUCAGCCCAGGAGACAGGGACCUCAAGGUGCCACUGUGGGGCUCAUCUGCCUCAUUCCAGAAUUAUGCUAUCUUACAGGUUUGACAGAUAAAAUGCGUUCGGAUUUCAACAUUAUGAGAGACCUGUCAGCACACACAAGGUUAACACCAGAACUGAGAGAGCAGGAAUUGUGGCGUUUCCUGGAUCAAAUUCAAAAGGAUGAUGAUGUACAGAAAGAACUAUCAGUUUGGGGUUUCCAGUUCGAUUCAAAACUGCAUUCCCUGUCUGGCCGAGUUUUGCCUUCAGAGAAGAUUCAGCAAGGUGGAAAAAUGUUUGAAUAUGUUCCCCAAGUUGCAGAGUGGUCCAGAGAAACCAGAGGCUGUCACCUGAUCAACCCAAUUCCUCUAGAAAAUUGGAUUUUGGUUUUUACCCGAAAAAACUGCGAUGUGGCUAGGAAUCUUCUCCAGACUUUGGGGAAAGUAGUGAAGGCAAUGGGCAUUAGCAUGGACAAGCCAUUAAUGAUUGAAGUGGAUGAUCGCAGUGAGGCAUUUUUGAAGGCAUUGCAGGCUAAUGUUACUCGGUCUACAAAAAUGGUGGUCUGUGUCCUUCCGUCUAACCGCAAAGACAAGUACGACACUAUCAAGAAAUACUUGUGUGUUGAAUGCCCCACUCCGAGUCAGUGUGUUGUCGCUCGCACUCUAAGCAAGCCUCAGGCCUUGAUGGCCAUUACCACAAAAAUAGCUUUACAGAUAAAUUGUAAAAUGGGUGGUGAACUGUGGAGUGUUGAGAUACCUCUCAAACAGCUGAUGGUGAUCGGUAUUGACUGUUACCAUGAUAAUGCUGCCGGAAGAAGGUCAAUUGCAGGAUUUGUUGCCAGUCUUAAUCAAUCAAUAACCAGAUGGUUUUCUCGCUGUAUCGUACAAGACCGGGGACAAGAACUUGUGGAUGGAUUAAAAACCUGCUUCCAAGCUGCUUUAAAGGCAUGGCACGCAUACAAUAAGUGCCUACCCAGUCGAAUCAUCGUGUACCGUGAUGGGGUUGGUGACGGGCAGCUCAACAUGGUGGUAAAUUAUGAGGUUCCACAAUUUCUGGACUAUUUGAAAUGCAUGACUGACUACAGACCCAAAUUAUCAGUGAUUGUUGUGAAAAAGCGUGUCGGUGCCAGAUUUUUUUCACAGUCUGGUGGCAGAUUACAGAACCCACCGCCUGGUACUGUCAUUGAUACAGACGUCACAAGACCAGAAUGGUAUGACUUCUAUAUAGUUAGCCAGUCGGUGAAGGUUGGUACUGUCACACCAACACACUAUAAUGUGGUACUUGACAACAGUAACUUGAAACCAGAUUACAUGCAGCGGCUAACUUACAAGUUGUGCCACGUGUAUUACAAUUGGCCGGGUGUGAUCCGUGUGCCUGCCCCUUGCCAAUAUGCCCAUAAACUGGCAUUCUUAGUGGGACAGAGUAUUCAUCGAGAACCCAAUCUGGCAUUAGCUGACCGUCUUUAUUACCUAUGAUUAGAACAACUGAUCAAGUUUCUAGACAUGAACUCCAAUAAGAAAAAGUAGCACUCAUCAGGAACACACUUCUGAGACCAGAAUAAUAUCAAAAUACUUAAAACUGUCUAAGUUUGUAUACCAUCUAUCUUUAUAUUAAUUUAUUAACACCCUUGUGCCAACUCAAGUUCAACAUUUGUGGCAGCAUUUCUCAAAUCACCAGGUUGGUACUUGCCUGAGUGGCUUUGUAUGGCAGCAGAACGGCCCAGCCAUAGGGGGUUCUUCACAUUACUGAGUCAGCAUCCACCACACUGCUUCAUAAAUACGAGAAAAUCGGCAGAUGCUGGAAAUCCAAAACAACGCACACAAUGCUAGAGAAACUCAGCAGGCCAGGCAGCAUCUAUGGCAAAAGAGUAAACAGUUGACUUUUUGUUCAAGAUGUGUCAUCAGGAUUGUUCAGUCCUGAAGAAGGAUAUUAGCCUGAAACGUCACCUGGUUACUCUUUUAGAUAGAUGCUGUCUGGCCUGCUGAGUUCUUCCAGCAAUUUCUAUGUGGUUCUUUUUCAGCAGCAUGGUAGUGUAGUGAUCAUCACAGUGCUUUACAGUACAGGUGACCCAGGUUCAUUUUACAUCGCUGUCUGGAAGGAGUCUGUACAUUUUCCUUGUGGCCACUCGGGAUUCCUCCGGGUGCUCGUGUUUCUUCCUGCAGUCCAAAGAUGUACUGGUUGGUAGGUUAAUUGGUGAUUGUAAAUUGUCCUGUGAUUAGGCUGGGGUUAAGUCGAGGGAUUGCUGGGCGGCACGGCUCAAAGGGCUGGAAGGGCCUAUUCCAUGCUGUAUCUCAAUAAAUAAAUCAGUGCUCGGAACGAUUUUCCCUUUAUAGGCAGUGACGUGCUGCCCUACUGUUGUCACUGAGCUUUUGCUCAGCAGUUAGACAUGGUUUUAACUGAUCCUAAGUUGUAGUGAUUUCAUUUCUAUUCUGCCAAUUUGGAUCUGAUACCUUGAAUGAUCUUUGCAUUUGUUGAUGUUGUAAUCACGAGAAUCCUUUCUGACCCUAGACUUCAGCCUCAUCCUUACCAACCAAGGCCUGUUGCUUGAUCCACAGCCCAAUUAAUUGCAAAUUUCCAUACCCUUAAAGUUUAGAGUCCUAAUGAAGUUUCUUGUCUCAGAUCCCUUAUUAAGACUGAAAUUGAUCUCUUUGCAUAUGUUGUCGGUUCUCCUCUCGAUCUCGGUCAGUUCCCUCUCUCAAUAUUGAAUUGUUUAAUGAGCUGGCCUCUCAUUCUUGCACAAACUCCAAUGCACAUGUUCAGUUCUUCUUCAUAGUCCUAGGGCGCACCUCACCCACCCCCCCCCCCAAUUCUACAGAUACCAAUUUAGUGAUUAAUUCUCUAAUUCCCUUUAUUUCAGACAACAGUUAGUGAUCAAUUCUCUAAUCCCUGUCAUUCCAGAUACAGAUCACGUGAUCAGUGAAUCUACACUUUGUAAGCCAAGUGUGUUUUUGGUUUGAAGGUAAACUAUACACACUGCUAUAAGUGUAGACUGCAUAAUUGCAGCAAAAUUUUGUUGUGUGUGUUCCUCUGGAUUUCCAGCGUUUGCAGAAUCCUUUUGCGUUUCAGUUUCUUAUACACUUGCAGUGUACAGAUUCAAAUAAAAGCACCUGCAAUGUAAAAAAAUAUUGCUGAUAAACCUAACAAUGGUUGUACCUCCUAAGUGGCUUGGCUGCCAGAAGCUAGCUACCAAUUGUGUGGUUACAUUUGGGCAUUUGCUGGUCUGUACAUUCCUUCUCUAGUGAUCUAGUGAAGGUAACAGACUGGUGCAAGGAUCUCUGUUGUUCUACUCCAUAACGUGAUGCACCGAGUCCCAGCACAUCCCCUCAAUCAAAUAAUUCUCUUGUGCCGUUUUGAUAGUGGAGGUGGAUUGUCACUUUGUGUUGUACUAAUUACUGGAAUUAGUUAUUUUUUUCUUAGUAUUUUGUUCAAAAGUGCUUUAGAAUUACUUCAGCUUUUUGGUUAAUUUUUGGUUUCUCAACCAUGGGAUAUUACUAUGUUUUGAUUUAAUUUAGAUUGUAUUUGGUUAUUAAAGUAUGGCUUUUGCAAAUGUGCCUAUUUAAAUGUAAAUGUUGGGGAUACCAAGUGCAGUCACCAUUUUUGGCAAUUUUUGAUGGUUAAGGGGAAGGACCAGUGCUGGGUGGCUGUCAGGGGUUCCCAACAUAGGGCCCAUAAACCUCUCGGUUAAUGGUAAGAAUCCAUGGCAUAAAAAAGGUUGGGGACCCCUGCAAGUAUUUGUUUUGGAUUAUCAUUUUGUUAAGGUUCAACAGGGGCACAAUUGUCAAAUGUGAAUUUAUAUGUCUAAACACUGUAGGAAAAUGAAGAACUUUACAUUUUCAACUGCAGUUAUCAAUGUAUUAGGUUCCUUUAGGGAAUUAGUUGUGUAUUGGCUGAAGUAAGCAGUUGGGAAAUGGCCACAUUCUGUAGAUCGAUCACAUCUGGGAAUUACGUUUCCAUAAACUAACUUAACCUUGAGGCACUCAGUGUACAAAUGGACCCAGUUUGCUGACACCCAAAUUUCUAUCACUUAAUUAUAUGAAUGUAUCUGGUGCUGUAGUUUAUUGGGGCUUUGCGCACUUCCAACUCAUAUUAUGAUGGAGUCACAAGAGAUUAUGCAGCAGCGGGGAUCUCUAUCAGUCAGCACCUGUGAAAGGAUUGGGCAGUUGACAUUUUGGGUCCAGAUCUUUCAUCUGGUUUCAUCAGUCCUGCCUAGCCUGUUGGGUUUAAAUUAUUUUGUAUAAAAUUAAAUUCUGUGCUGAAUGCAGAUCAAUUAGUUGUUUUUUUUUAAGGAGUGGAUUGAGAGAUAUCUUAAAAGAAUCCACUGCUUCCUUUGGUUAUUGUAUGUUGAAGUGACACAGAGCGCCUCGGUGAAAUCAGCCAAAUGAUUUGAAGGUACCUACUGGCUGCUCUGCCUCUUCACUGGAAUGGUUUAGAUUGGCACUGAUGCCUUUUUUGUCCUUACUGGAUCACACUUUCUACUGGAAUGAGUAAUGCCAGAUGUCUAAUAAUGGUCGA